AACACUUAAUAAAAUGUCAAAGUGUCAUGCAGUUUUUGUUUUGAGGUUGGUUAACCUGUGUGUUUUGUUGAAAAUAAAAAUGGCGGACUCAGAAAAAAAUUCUACCGAAGGGACUGUGAAGCCCGCAUUGUUAAAACCAGCUAUAAUAAUGAAGAUAGAUGGCCCAGAUGAAUCAAAUGGAAAAGAAAGUGAAGAAAACGAGAUAAACGUACAAAAAUCUGAAAGCGAAGAAUUUAAAAUAUGCAGUCCAUCAUUUCCACCUUCAUCAAUAUCAAACAAUCAGUUUACUUCGUAUCAAAAUAAAUUAUCCAAAGGGAUUUUAAAGCCGCCUCAAUUUAGUCUUAAUAGCAACAAUCUAACAUCUUUUACUUUAAAACCCAGUCAACUUAAUCAUUUUUCAAAAAAUUCAUCAAAUAGUGAUAAACCGAAUAGUGAAAAAACUGAAAUUAGUGAUUCAAACGUAAACGCUGUAAAUGGCGAAACGCCGAAGUUCGUGCCUUUGGUUGUACCUGAAAAGACAAUACAAACUGAUAAAGACUCCAGCCAAAAGCCCGUCGAGGCCAAAGUUUCCAGCAGUUCCUUCGUUUUCGGAGAAAAUUUAACGGAAAGAGCUGUGGCGAGUGAAAGUAUGGAUACUUCGAAAGCUUCAACCAGUUUAGGUUCAAAUGGGACAUCCGAAAUGCUAUUCAGCAACGUCAUAAAACACGAAUUGAAACAAGACGCCGUUACAAACGCGAAAGAAAAAGAUACGAAAUCGUUGAGCGAAUCGGCGAGGGAAUACGAGGAAUCGAGGGCUAAUAAAAGAAAAUACGAAGAAGUGGAAGUCGUUACCGGCGAGGAAAACGAAACCAACGUCCUAAGUAUUUCUUGUAAACUGUUUGCAUUCAACAAAGUCUCCAGCAACUGGUUAGAAUUGGGCAGAGGGACUUUGCGAUUGAACGAUCUCACCAACGAGGAAUCCGAAGGUGAUCAAAUUGGUAGUAGGCUGGUGUUUCGAGCAUCUGGGAGUUUGAGAGUCAUACUUAAUACCAUAAUUUGGGCUGAAAUGAAUGUUGAAAAGGCCAGCGAGAAAAGUAUUAGAAUAACGGCGUUGGAUGCAAACGGCGAAAUAAAAGUUUUUCUCUUAAUGAGUAACAUUGAAGAUUCGAACAGACUAUACUCGCAUUUGCAAACGAGACUCGAGAGGCUGGAAACCGCCAAUCAGAAACGUAAAAAAUUGGAAAACUCCACGUCUUCGACGAGCAACUGAUUUACAGUACACACAACUAUUUAAUAAUAAUAAUAAUAAUCAUCAAAACAUUUGAGUUCAACAAUUUAAUACUUACCGUGACUACACGCGUUCGUAAAUAGAAAAAAAAAAAAACUGAAAUAGAGUGACGAAUUGACGAUUUUAAUAAUUGAUACAAUAACAAUAGUGAUAGUGGGGCGCUUUUAUUUUUAGUGUGUUUAAGAUUUAAAAUGUUCAUUCCGAAUAUGGAGGUACCUAUCCUGUUUUAUUUAGCCCUACAUCCAAGUUAAAUAUACCGAUACAGGGCAGUAAAAUGACGUUUUAACACGUCGAACGCCGACUCUACUGCAAAUUUUGUAUUCUUUAUAACUUUUUUUUUACAAUAAUUGUUUCUGUUUAAUAAAUGGUAAAAAUUUGAUCAAUAUUGAAGUCGGAUUCGUAAUUAAUUUUUAUUUAAUGAUAUUGAUCUAAUUUAUUCUAAACAUUUUUUGAAAUGUGCUGUAUUCAGGAUGGAAAGAUGUAUAAAAAACAUGUAAUAAAAAAUUCCAAAUGCGUAUUUAAAUUAAUUUACCAGUUAAAUUUAUUUAACAGUCGUGUUCUUAACUUGAUAGGAGACGGACAUCGUAUACGAACCGGUCGUUAUCAAGUGUGCUGAACAAAAGAAGU
Psylliodes chrysocephalus is the source of this 1894-nucleotide messenger RNA. The record is from the annotation of a GenBank genome assembly. Lineage: Eukaryota; Metazoa; Arthropoda; Insecta; Coleoptera; Chrysomelidae.